AUGAGAUUAUGUUUCUGAGCAUUUCUCUUUCUGAGCAUUUCAACUUAACCCUUCCAUUUAUCAUGGAUGAAAAUAUAUAACCUAGAAGAGAAGAAGACAAAGUUAAAAUUGAAGUGUAAAUAUUAGGAAAAAGCGAAGACACAGAAAAACGCACGUCAUCGAACCUUCACAAUGCAGCCACCACCCAAGGAAAAUGACAAGGCUGGAGUUUGUGAUAUAUGUGGUGCUAGUGGAUUUGAUGAAACAAUUGUUACUUGUUCUAAAUGCAACAUAAACUGUGAACAUUCUUACUGCAUGCGAUUUAAUACCUUAAUAGUUCCUAUAGACUGGAUUUGUGAGCCUUGCAAAUCCAAGGAUGUUUCGACUUCACCACAUGAAGUGAAUCAGGGUAUUGGCUUGAGGGCUUCUAAAAUGCGACAGCCUGUCAAAACAGGGAAAGUGAAGUUCCUUCCCGAGGAUGAAGUCCUUAGACUUUAUUCUGGCAAUUUUCCCUUGGCAACAACCCGGAAAACUUCUGUUGGGUCCAAAAAUGUUGUUUCAAAGAUUCCCUCACAGACUCCAAAACCAUAUCCUUGCAUAUCACCUCCUAAAGUACUUGGGAAGCUUUCAAGAAAUGAUGAAGUACACAAGAAGUCAAUGACUAAUCAACAUGCUUCUUGCUCAUUAUCAAAAGGACCGCCAAAGGAGUGUAUAGGAGAAAAUCAGCUACCCUUGGGUGGAGUGAUACCUGGUAAAAAAGUCCAAACCGGUGAUGCUCAGAAAGAAAAUCCUACUAAAGGGCCUUUUGAAGCUUUAUCAGCAGGAAAAUCCUCCCAUAUUGUCGGUUCAGGACCGCCAAAGGAGUGUAUAGGAGAAAAUCAGCUACCCUUGAGUGGAGUGAUACCUGGUAAAAAAGUCCAAACCGGUGAUGCUCAGAAAGAAAAUCCUACAAAAGGGCCUUUUGAAGCUUUAUCAGCAGGAAAAUCUUCCCAUAUUGUUGGUUCAGGACCGCCAAAGGAGUGUAUAGGAGAAAAUCAGAUACCCUUGGGUGGAGUGAUACCUGGUAAAAAAGUCCAAACCGGUGAUGCUCAGAAAGAAAAUCCUACAAAAGGGCCUUUUGAAGCUUUAUCAGCAGGAAAAUCUUCCCAUAUUGUUGGUUCAGGACCGCCAAAGGAGUGUAUAGGAGAAAAUCAGCUACCCUUGGAUGGAGUGAUACCUGGUAAAAAAGUUCAAACCCAUGAUGCUCAGAAAGAAAAUCCUACAAAAGGGGCACCAUUUGAAGCUUUAUCAGCAGGAAAAUCUUCCCCUAUUGUCGAUUCAGGUGAUAUCCGCCGUGCUGAUGCUGAAUGUAACAAAUCUAAUAUUGAAAAAAGUGAUCUUCGGAGUGUUCAGGAAAACUUAAACCUUCAUUGUAAAUUUUUACCCUCUUCUUUUCCUGCUUGGAGGGGUCAAUUCCAAAUUCUUCAGACUGCUGUAUCUAGUGAAUUUUAUGAUGGGCUUGAGGCCCAACCACCAUGCAUUGUUAACAAGAAAGCAUACAAAUUUUCAACAGAAAUGCCAUCAGUCCUUCAACUGGAGUCACUUCCUGUGUUGAAUGCUUUGACUGACAUAUUCCAGGAUAAUUCUCCUAGGCUUCAGGAUAUUGCAUUGUAUUUCUUUCCAUCAGAACUUACUGAGAGGUCCAGAAAGAACCUGGAUAGCAUAUUGAAGUUUUUGAAUGCUGAGAAAUCAAUGCUGAGAAGUUAUAUUAAUGGAGUAGAGUUGCUGGUAUUUACCUCAAAUCAACUUGACAUGGACUCAAAGGGUGCUAUAGCUGCAGUAAAUGCUGGACAUUUCCUGUGGGGAAUGUUUCGCCAAAAGAAAAUUGAUAAAGCUAUUGAAAGAGUGCCUGACAUGGAGCCAGUUGAUAUGGACAUCGAUAUGAUUGGAGGAAAGGAUGUGGUGGAGAGAGCUGAUGUCGUUCGAAAUUGUAAACCUAAGAGUGCCUCUUUGAUGGAGGAUUAUAACAAACUGGACGUUCCUCCAGGCUUUGAAGAAUUUACCAAAAUGUCUAAAUGAAAAUUUGCUGCAGAAAACCAGCACAUGAUUUGUGAGACCUUGCAUAUAGUGUAGUGGGCAACCUCAAAUUCUGAAGAGACUUAACGAAUUCAAUUAAAACAUCAUCAUGGUAUUGGUAUACUGGUGUAGUAAAAAAUUAUAGUUAGCUUGUAUGUUCAGUUUCUGAACUCAGUUAAAAUAUCAUCAGGAUUUGGUAUACUGCUACAGUCAGAAAUCGUAGCUAGCUUGUUUGUUCAGUUUCUGAACUUAGUUAAAAUAUCAUCAGGCAUUGGUAUACUACUAUAGUUAGCUUGCUUGUACAGUUUCUGAACUCAUUCUGACCAGGAGUUUGCACAUGGCCUAUGAAUAUAUCAAUGGAAGAAUAGAAUGUGCAUUUGCA
Messenger RNA from Glycine soja, 2416 nucleotides. RefSeq lists its product as uncharacterized. The record is from RefSeq and is a predicted model, not a curated record. The coding region runs from base 172 to 2037 and encodes 621 amino acids. NCBI's taxonomy places the organism in Eukaryota, Viridiplantae, Streptophyta, Magnoliopsida, Fabales, Fabaceae. The transcript is spliced from 11 exons.